Sapajus apella (tufted capuchin) is the source of this 3137-nucleotide messenger RNA. RefSeq names its product MAP kinase-interacting serine/threonine-protein kinase 2. The record is from RefSeq and is a predicted model, not a curated record. Gene Ontology annotation, biological process: intracellular signal transduction; protein autophosphorylation; peptidyl-serine phosphorylation. Gene Ontology annotation, molecular function: ATP binding; calcium/calmodulin-dependent protein kinase activity; calcium-dependent protein serine/threonine kinase activity. The transcript has 9 exons. Gene Ontology annotation, cellular component: nucleus; cytoplasm. Lineage: Eukaryota; Metazoa; Chordata; Mammalia; Primates; Cebidae. The coding region runs from base 59 to 1063 and encodes 334 amino acids.
UCAGAUCAUUGAGAAGCAGCCAGGCCACAUUCGGAGCAGGGUUUUCCGGGAGGUGGAGAUGCUGUACCAGUGCCAGGGACACAGGAACGUUCUAGAGCUGAUUGAGUUCUUCGAGGAGGAGGACCGCUUCUACCUGGUAUUUGAGAAGAUGCGGGGAGGCUCCAUCCUGAGCCACAUCCAUAAGCGCCGGCAUUUCAACGAGCUGGAGGCCAGCGUGGUGGUGCAGGACGUGGCCAGUGCCUUGGACUUUUUGCACAACAAAGGCAUCGCCCACAGGGACCUAAAGCCGGAAAACAUCCUCUGUGAGCACCCCAACCAGGUCUCCCCCGUGAAGAUCUGUGACUUCGACCUGGGCAGCGGCAUCAAACUCAACGGGGACUGCUCCCCCAUCUCCACCCCGGAGCUGCUCACCCCGUGCGGCUCGGCGGAGUACAUGGCCCCGGAGGUGGUGGAGGCCUUCAGCGAGGAGGCCAGCAUCUACGACAAGCGCUGCGACCUGUGGAGCCUGGGCGUCAUCCUGUACAUCCUGCUCAGCGGCUACCCACCCUUUGUGGGCCGCUGUGGCAGUGACUGUGGCUGGGACCGCGGCGAGGCCUGCCCUGCCUGCCAGAACAUGCUGUUUGAGAGCAUCCAGGAGGGCAAGUACGAGUUUCCCGACAAGGACUGGGCCCACAUCUCCUGCGCCGCCAAAGACCUCAUCUCCAAGCUGCUCGUCCGCGACGCCAAGCAGAGGCUGAGCGCCGCCCAAGUCCUGCAGCACCCCUGGGUUCAGGGGUGCGCCCCGGAGAACACCCUGCCCACUCCCAUGGUCCUGCAGAGGAACAGCUGUGCCAAAGACCUCACGUCCUUCGCAGCAGAGGCCAUUGCCAUGAACCGGCAGCUGGCCCAGCGCGACGAGGACCUGGCGGAGGAGGAGGCUGCGGGGCAGGGCCAGCCCGUCCUGGUCCGAGCUACCUCACGCUGCCUGCAGCUGUCCCCGCCCUCUGAGUCCAAGCUGGCCCAGCGGCGGCAAAGGGCCAGCCUGUCCUCGGCCCCCGUGGUGUUGGUGGGAGACCGCGCCUGACCCUCCCGUCUCCCUCUGUAUAUAGGUCGCCUGUCCCCAGAUCAAAUCGAAAGGUUUUUUAAGCUAUCUCCAGCUGGUGUCCAGCGGGCUGCCUCUCCUCCGGCUGGAUUCCCAGGCACUAAGCUCAGCUGAGGGGCCGUUUUAUAGAAGGUUUUUGCUUUUGGGUUUGUUUUUUUUUCCCCGUUUCUGCCCCCUGCCCUUUAUUUUUUCUCCUUUUGAUUGUUAAAAGCAAUGCAGUCACCCGGGGAGGUGGGCAGAGGGUUUGGGGCUGGGCUUGUCCAUUCCCCGGCCCCCUGGCCCGCUCACCUGAACUCAAGGUGUCCCAGGUCACCUGCGCCGCCCGCCACCUGCCCACGUGGCUUGCAGCGACAGGAGAGCAGCGUUGGCCAUCUUCCAGAGGUGGGGAGGGAAACGGGACCCUGCCGAGUGUCCUCCCACCUGCAGUAUUUCAGGGACAGAUCCUUCCCUUCUAUUCCUCACCCUGAGGGCACCCCUGGUGGCUUGGUCGGGAGGAGAGAGGAUGCCUGUCUCCAGAUGGGCCAGGCGGGCAGGUGGAGGGCAGUCGACCCACCCCACUCCACCGGAUACCCCAGCCCCUCACCCGCACCUGCUUCGUCCCUGUGAUAGUUGACAAUCGGGCAUCCUGCCAGGCCCAUCUGUCCAGGACCCAUGGUGGCCCAACUCAGCCUCCAACCUUGACCUUAAGCUGCAGCUGACCCCGGGGGCUCGCCGCUACCCUCCCCACUGCGCCAGGGCCUGAGACCGCAGGAGCCCCACCCGGCCCGCAGUCACUUCCACCACUGCAGGCAGAGGGGCUGGACAGGCACUGUCAGCCAACGUGGGGGUCCCGAAGACACCCCCUCUGGGCACCCGGUGCCCCUUCUCAGGGCUCAGUCUGACCGUGGCCACGUCCUGCCUCGCGCCGCUCCUCAGGCCUGGCACAGAAGCUCUGCCAGGUCCAUCCUCGCCCUUCGAUCUGGGCUCAGACCCUGGGGUCUGGCCGAAUCCCCACCCUCAGGGCAGCGUUUUAGGCCUGCCGCCUUCAGGAAAGUGGCCUCAGCCUCCCUUCAGGCACCCAGGAAUUGGGGGUGUCUGCCCCCCACCCUCCACGCUCUGACCCCUGGGGGCUGCGGGUCCUGCCACCCCUUCCCAAGGGUGGGUUCGUUCUAUGCAAUACAAGGUUCCACUUCUGAGUGCGAGGCUGUGGUGGCAGGUGGCAUCGAGGGCAGCGGCCCCCCCAACUCCACACCUGGGGCAGCCCCUCUGGCUUCUAAAUCCGCGGUCGGGAUUGUUCGUCAUGUUUAGUUGUUUCUUUUUUUUUUAAGAAAGAAAAAACAUCGGUUGACUUUGCUUCCCUGUUCUUGAAGAAUACUUGAAUGUCGGCGGGGGGGUGGCCUGUGGGGGGGCUUGCCCAGCCCCACUGCUCCUCCCAAAUCUCCUACGAUGGUCACAGUCUGGUGGCUGUGGAGGUGCUGUGCCCUCCCUGGUCCCCCCCACUGCCCGUAUCUGUGGACUGCCCCUUCCAAAGACCCCAGGGAGAUGGGGAAGGCCGCCCCCCUCCGCCAUCAUGUCCUGCCCGUCAGUGAUUCCAUAUUUUGCAAUGGGGGAUUCUCUGCCUUUUUGUAUAAAAGAAAUAGCAAACACCCCCGCCUGCUACAGGCGCCCACAGCCAUCCCAGCUCGAAAGCUGAGUGGCUAGCAGCUUUUUUUUUUCCUGAAGGUGGGACAGUCACAUCCUCUUCCAGUCCCCCUCCCCCGCCCCUGUCACGUCCACAUGUGACCUGGAGGACUUGUCAGAACCAUACUGUGAAUGAGCAGAGAUCCUGGGAUGCCCAGGCCAGCUCCCAGCGCUGGGGAAAGGAACAGCCAUGUGUCAAUGUUAACGAUGUUUUUAAAAGAAAAAAAAAAAAAAAAAACUCAAAGUUUUUUUAAAGUGGGGGAAAAACAUCCAAGCACUUUAAUUCCAUUGUACCAGGUGAACUGAUAGAACUCAGAAGUUUUCCUUUACACCAACUGUCAAUGCCGGAAUUUUCUAUUCUGUUUUGUAAGGAUUUAAUAAAAGUCAGAAAACCUGC